AAAGAAAAUAGAUUCAACAAUAUGGACACACAGAAAAUGUUACUUGAAAUCAGCAAUAUUUGGAGAUAGCGAUAUCGUGACAAAUUCUUGUAAAAGGAUAGUGACUUUAUUUGAAGACAGUCAUUGGAAAAUUGGAUAGCUUAUGAGCGGCGGAGUGGCGACUUUCGUCCAAUAACAGAAGCGCAAAUAUCGAGAGGCGGGACUUGUAUGCAAAUUUAAUGAAUAUUGGAUGUGCAUGAAGUUUUUUGUGUUGAUUUAAGUGUUGUAUAGCUGAGUUUAUUUCGAGUUGUUAGAUGGUACAUGAUCAGUUGUUCCAGCAUAUUUAUCUGAAAAUUACCCCUAAUCAAACACUGAAGUUGAAUUGGAGUUAUUAGCAGUAUUAGACGCUAUAAGACAGUUGACGAAAUUACAGCACAGCAAUCAAGCCAUCAAUUGUGAGACGUCAUUAAGGCUGAUUAGUGCUGUUGAUAUAACUGGACUUUUAUUUUUUAUUUACAUACUUUCUAAUUUUAAUUGGAUGUGCACAGAAAUUAAGUGGACUUAGAUAACGGUACGUGUGUAUGGGAAUGCACGGAAUUUGGGACGGAGGACGGGUUUCUAUGACCUGCAAUCUACAUUGUUUACAUUCGCAGAGGUGUAUACGUGAAUCGAACACCAAUCAAUAAACAUGUGUUUUAAGAAGUGCUAAACAUAAUAGUUUUUGUUUUUACCUACUUUAUUAACUGUGAAUCUGGUUUCUAUAGAAUCUAGUGCUAAACUUUAGUAACGUAAAUACUUUUACAGCAAUGUUGAACAUUGGAGGAGUUCCCGAGGGUAUGGACCCGGAAAUGGCACAUCAGCACCAGAAGUCGGCUUUCAUGGAGUUACAGAACCAAGGCAUGGGUGGUCCCGGGAUGGGACACCCGGCGUACCCGAUCCGAUCCUCAUACCAGCCCCACCCACACAGCGGACAGUACGAUCAAUUGUCAACCUCACAGUCGUCAAGGGGACUAGCGUACCCCUUUCCUAUGAACUCGAUGGCAAUGUCACCUAGUUCUUAUAACCAUGGAGGACCCGGGCAUCCGUUUUCAAUGCCGCCGUACCAUCAGGCGGCCUCGCCGCCAAGAGACGACAAACCCAAUAUGGAAGAUUUACGGAUGACUAAGGGCAAGAAAAUGCGAAAGCCGCGCACGAUAUACUCGAGUCUCCAACUUCAACAACUGAACAGACGGUUCCAGCGGACCCAGUAUCUAGCACUUCCGGAACGAGCCGAACUAGCUGCUUCAUUAGGACUCACGCAAACACAGGUAAAGAUAUGGUUCCAGAACAGGCGGUCCAAAUAUAAGAAGAUCAUGAAGCAGAGUCCAGGCACCACACCAAGUCAAAUGUCUUUGGGAAAUCCAGGAUCUGUGACACCCCAGCCUCAACAGCAGUCCCAGGCUUCUCCUCCGCCUCCUCCACACUCAUCAGAGAUCCCAACUUCCCAGCAUGGACAAGGAGGUCAUCAACAGCAGCAACAACAACAUAAUAAUAACAACAGUGUCCCUAAUGGACAUCAUCAUUCCAUGAUGCCCCCACAGUCCUCAUCCGUCAGUCCUCAACCUGAAAUGAAAUGGUCGGAAAUAAAUAACAUGAACCCAUCGUCGGCGGGCAAUGCUUACAUGUCGGGCAUGCCUCCGAUGUCUGCUAUGGCACCUCACCAUUAUUCUUGGUACUCUCAGCCACACCAGCAGUCUCUUCUAACUUAAUUGUAGCUCAUUAAAGACAUUUUAGACUUCUUCAGUUUUGUUUAUUAUUUCGAGUUUAAAAUAAGCUUCAAAAAAGCUCUUGCCCCAGAAUAAAUCUGGUCUGGAAAACAGUUCGAGCAAGCUUAUUGUUUAUUUGAUCAGAUGUGAAUAAAACACAGACGAAACCGAGGAU
Mercenaria mercenaria is the source of this 1899-nucleotide messenger RNA. RefSeq names its product homeobox protein Dlx6a-like. The record is from RefSeq and is a predicted model, not a curated record. NCBI's taxonomy places the organism in Eukaryota, Metazoa, Mollusca, Bivalvia, Venerida, Veneridae. The transcript is spliced from 3 exons. Bases 786 to 1727 code for a protein of 313 amino acids. Gene Ontology annotation, molecular function: DNA-binding transcription factor activity, RNA polymerase II-specific; RNA polymerase II cis-regulatory region sequence-specific DNA binding. Gene Ontology annotation, biological process: regulation of transcription by RNA polymerase II.